AAAAGUUACGCAGCGGGGAGAGGAUUCAAUGAACUGGGACUCUUUGCUGCACUAAGUGUAGGUUUAGAUGCUGAACGGCGUUCAAACUACUUAUUGGAACUUAAUCGGUAUCAUGAUAAUGUAUUGAUUCUCCUAGAGUUCGACAUUGGUGGAUCGUGUGCGUUAAAAGCAAACCAGCAAUGACAGUGAUUCAGGCAGCGAUCGAUACUAUGUACUACCCAUGUAUAACAGGAUAAAUACGCAAAGUGGAAGCUGUACCUUACAGGCAAAUUCAGCAUUAACUAACCUGGUCGUUCCUCUGCUGCAGGAGACUAUUGUUCCACUCGUGUAUGGUAAUCCACUGCGACAAGUUCUCCCAACUACUAUGCAGCAAAACGCUCCACAGACGCCAUGGGCCGUCAGAGAAGUCUUGUCCCCGGGUGUCUUACGCCACGUCCCGUCGCCUGAGAGCGCAUAUGGGCGGCCUGCGAUGGCGCAUAAUUGGUCCUCCUCACUUUGGGCUUAGAGGCAACGUCGUCCCGGCCGGUGAUGAUCAGCCAUAUCGCUGCUGUGCUGUGUGAGUCUCUCCCAAAGUGGAGGUGGCGGUGUUAUCCCGGAAAACACCGCAAGGGGUUGUCUGCGUGCGUGGGUGCGUGAGCCUGUGUGUGUGACCACACACUCCGCUUCAACCCUAUUAUGUUGAAUAGGGGAUAAUAUACUAUUAUUUAGGAGAGUGGGGUUGUCUUGUGUGAAAUUAUUUAUUUCUUUUACUUUUCUUUUAAAUAACAUGAAUUAUCUGUCAUGAAUAAAAAUGAGUGUCAUUGAAACUGACGCAAGUUGAACUGCAAUAGUAUAAUUUGGCCGCUAGAGGUCCCUCGUUGUUUUACUAUGACCGGAAGUUAGCAUAGAAGUUGUUGUCUAUGUUGUCAGGGGCACCAAGCUAGCGCCCCGUUAUGUUAGCUACUAACAGAUUAGGGGAUUUAGUUCAAAAUCACAUGUUUACCAACGCAAUAAGACGUUUAAUUAAUUUUCAUAUCCUCGUUUUUUAAUCUGACCGAAAAACUCUCUGCUUUUUAAUUCGAAAUAGUCUUCUGUUGGGUUAGCGAUCCCGGCGAAUGUUGUUAAGAAAUACACAUCGACACUGAAAUAAUUGAGAUUCAACUAAUCGAAACAAAACAUGGAAACAAUUCAGGACCGUCUACAGCAGCAGGAGGAUUCGGGCGUCAGCGAUGAUUCACCCCCAUUGCCUUUCAAGCCUCACCUCCGCAACACUCGAUUGACCGCCCAGAGGAGCAGCGUCUGCUCUCGGGCAUACUUCGUCGUGGUGAUGGUGUUCUUUCACGUCUACAUCCUGAAUGUUAUCGCUCUGUUGCUGUACGUGCACUACAAUAAUGGCCACAGCCACCCUGUCGGUGACGACCAGGCUUCCACUCCAUCCGCCAGCGAGAGUGAAAGCCCAUCUCUUCAUCCAUCGCCUCCUCCAAGAGAACCUGGAGUGGUGGAGCACAGCCAUAGCUUCAGACUUCAUCGCAUUGAGGGAAUCAGAGUGGGACAUGUUCAGCCAGUUUCGCUUGUGUCUGAUAGAACUCAUAAGAUGAAGACCCUCAGCUUGAAGCCUCUGUUAUUUGAGAUCCCUGGCUUCCUGUCUGAGGAGGAGUGCCGAGUGGUGGUGCAGCUGGCUCAGCUGAAGGGUCUGAUGGAAAGCCAGAUGACAGCAGGGAGCCAGGAUCAAGACGAGUUCAACCAGCCACUUUUUUCCCUGAGCACCGAAGAGGUCUUCAGUCUGUUGGAUCUCAACCAAGAUGGACUGCUGCAGAAACAGGAGAUUAUGAGUCACUCACACUCGCAAGAUGGGACUUGGUUGAGUCCGGACCACUUGCGUCAGAUACUCACUGGUCUGAAAGUCUGCUCAACAGGCCUGAACCUGGAGGAGUUUAAGCGUGUUUACGAUGUGUCCCAAAGCACAAAACAAGAACAAAGUGAGAAGCUUCGGAGUCUGUUCAAGCAGAGAAGCAAGCACACGUGGCUUCAUCAAGGCCCGGAAUCCCAUCAUGUGUUACAGACGCUAAGGAGCCGAGUAAUCAGCCUUACUCGUCUCCCUACCGCUUUGGUGGAGACGAGCGAGCCGCUACAAGUAUUUCGUUAUGAGCUCGGCGACUUCAGCGAUGCCCAUCAUGACAGCAGCUCAACCCGUGCAGAGGCCGCCUGCGCACACACUCGACUAGCCGGAAAUGCGUCCAUUUUCACAGAGGUUCCCUGCAGGUAUCUUACUGUGUUACUCUACCUGAGCUCUGCAGAGGAGGGUGGCGAGACCACGUUUCCCGUGGCGGACAACCGUACCUAUGACGAGCAUGCACUGAUCCAAGAUGGAGUUGAUUUAGCAGACACCCGGGAGACGUGUGAGCGAGGGAACCUGAGGAUAAAACCCACCGUGGGGACGGCACUCCUCUUUUACAACCAUCUCUCUGAUGGUCAAGGUUGGAUGGGUGAGCUCGAUGAGUAUUCCCUGCAUGGAGACUGCCCAGUCAAGCACGGCGUUAAGUGGGUCGCCCACUGCUGGGUGAAUGUGGACCCAGACCACCAGCAGCAGGCCCGUUACCAGAGACUAGUUGCUGAAAGGUACCAAGCUAAAUCAGGCACGGACGAACAUGCCCAACCACUAUCACACAUUGACCUCCACCAGGACCUCUAACGAAGCCCUUGUAACUACUUCUUAAUUCAUGUUUACCACAAUGUUACAUACGAUUAUGUAUACACUGAGGGCAAACAAUUUGAACCAUGUCUCUAUCGCUUCAAUCAAUCUUCUAUAGUUAUAUAAAAAUUUAAUACAAUAGUGUUCCGGCAUCACAAUAUGCCCUUUUUGUCAGUUUUACAAGGGACGAUAACGAUUAUUAUAAAGCUCAGGUGGCCCGAUAUCUUUAUGUCGUUUUUAAAAUCCAUAAAUAUAUUACCAUAAAUCGCAAGUUCAAUUCCAUAUCAGAUAUUUAAGGAGAAAUGAAUUACAUUGAGUUAGUGCAAUCAUGUAUAUCAGGUCACUUUACUGUAAGCGGCAUCCGCCACAUAUGAUAUUAUAGCUGUACAAUUGAAGUCUAUGUUAUGGAGCCAUUUUGCAACAUUUAUGAAUAUGUUAUUUCAAUAAUGUUUGCCACAGGUACUGCACACUCAAGUCUGGAUUUUGCUUUAAAAAGCUGCUGAGUACAAUUUUCUGCCAGUCCUUCAAGAAUGUCAGAUUUAUUUAUACUUGUUAUUUAUUUAUAGCUUUAAUCAUAUGUAGUUGUCAGAAUAUUUAUUUAUUUAUUUAUUUAUCACUGUUGCCCUGUUAAAUUAUUGGAAUACAUACGCAUUGCUGUUGAACAGAAAUAUGUAUUUGUAUAUCAUUGUGUUCUAUGAAAUGAAGUUUAUGAAACUGUUUAA
Messenger RNA from Doryrhamphus excisus (bluestripe pipefish), 3393 nucleotides. Its product is annotated as transmembrane prolyl 4-hydroxylase-like. Lineage: Eukaryota; Metazoa; Chordata; Actinopteri; Syngnathiformes; Syngnathidae. Gene Ontology annotation, biological process: peptidyl-proline hydroxylation to 4-hydroxy-L-proline. Gene Ontology annotation, cellular component: endoplasmic reticulum. Gene Ontology annotation, molecular function: iron ion binding; L-ascorbic acid binding; procollagen-proline 4-dioxygenase activity. The record is from RefSeq and is a predicted model, not a curated record.